This is a messenger RNA of Desarmillaria tabescens, 2360 nucleotides long. RefSeq names its product Sec1-like protein. Lineage: Eukaryota; Fungi; Basidiomycota; Agaricomycetes; Agaricales; Physalacriaceae. The coding region runs from base 69 to 2009 and encodes 646 amino acids. Gene Ontology annotation, biological process: intracellular protein transport; vesicle-mediated transport. The transcript has 15 exons. Gene Ontology annotation, cellular component: fungal-type vacuole; CORVET complex. The record is from RefSeq and is a predicted model, not a curated record.
ACGUCAUCGAUGGACUUUUGAGGAAAUUCCCUCCUAAUGUAGGAUUUGGUCCCGACGAGCGUGUCCCAAUGGCCUCUCGCGAUCCAACAUCCUCUGAAAGCACUGACGCCGCUCUGGACACAAAUCUCCUCAAGGAAAUAGCCCGAAAGGCUCUUGUGGAUUCAUUGAACUCUGUGAAUGGCGUAAAGACCUUGGUCCUGGAUCCAUCACUAGCAGGUCCACUGGGACUCGUGACUGAAGUUGCGUUAUUAAAACAUCAUGGUGUUGACAAGAUGUUUUGGCUGGAAGCUGGUCCCCUGACUUCCACCACGUCAAAUAUCAUAUAUCUUUGUCGGCCUCUCAUAAAGCAUGUCAAGGUCAUUGCCGAACAGAUCAAACGACACGCCAAAGACGCGGCAAAACAUACCUAUACCUUACUCCUGGUUCCACGUGCUUCAACAUUGGUGACACGAAUACUGGAGGAGGAAGGAGUCCUAGGCGAUGUUUCAAUCUUAUCUUACAGCCUUCAAUUCAUUCCAAUUGAAGAAGAUGUUGUUUCAUUGGAAUAUGAGUCCGUCUUCAAGGACAUAUGGGUGGACGGCGACGAGACGGCAAUCUAUGAUUCUGCCCAGGCAUUGAUCACCCUUCAGAAACUGUAUGGACUAUUUCCUCGCGUUAUCGGUAAAGGCGACAAAGCUGCGAGACUCGCGGCUCUUCUGACCAGUUCUCUUGCCCAAGCGAGGACAUCCUCAGCACCUGACACCCUUUUCCAGUCCUCGGAUAAAAUCGAUGCCCUAAUCGUCCUGGAUCGUCGCGUCGACAUGAUAACGCCCCUGCUUACCCAACUUACCUAUGAAGGUCUUAUCGAUGAGCUUAUUGGUAUCAAAAACUCUCACGUCGAAUUACCAACCUCGCUUCCAGCACCGACGACGUCCUCUGGCACUCUGAGGAAAGAAAAUAAAAAGAAAUACCAUCUUUCGUCGUCUGAUGCUCUCUUUGGUGAACUGAGAGAUCUGAAUUUCUCUGCCGUGGGGCGUAGACUGAACAAAGUGGCGCGUCGGCUAGAAGAUGAUUAUAAGGCGAGCCGGCAAGCCAAGACUAUUCCCCAGCUUCGAGACGUUGUGGGCAAGCUAGGCGGUUUGCAAAGCGAGCAUCAAGCAUUGCGGCUGCAUACCGGCGUUUCCGAGCUCCUAGUCCCUAUAACCCGAACUGACCAUUUCAACAAGUCUCUGGAGAUCCAACAAGACCUUCUAGCAUCCUAUAAGGUUCCCGAGCAGAUAUCCGCUAUCGAAGAGCUCAUAGCGCAAAAUGCCGAAAUCGAGCUGACUCUGGAAAACAUUAAACGCGAAAUAUUACAGACUUAUGGCUAUCAUAACCUGCCAUUGCUACUAUCGCUAGCGUCACCUCCGCUUGCAAUUUUACUUCCCAACCCUCUUCCAGUAUCGGCGCCUGCGAUGACCCUGCCGAAGUUUCCCUAUACGUCACUCAGAAAGUCACUUCGGCUCUUGAUUGACGAUAACCCAGAGGCCUUGGAUGAGGUAGAGAAUGACAUCAGCUUUGUCUAUUCUGGUUACGCUCCAAUUAGCAUCCGCCUUGUGCAAUGUGUUGCUCAGAGGGGUGGGGUCCUGAGCAAUCCAGCUGACAGAGAUAAAGCUGCGCGACAAGGUGACAGCAAUGCUGCCCCAGAGGGCAAGGUCCAAGCCCAUGCAAUCAAUGGCUGGAAAGGGUUUGAAGACGUUCUAGCUACCAUACCUGGCGAAACGGUGGAUAUCAUUCAACAGGGUGUUGGUCGCAAUCCCAUCUCGCCGUCAUUAGGCCGGUCCAUGGACAACACUACGACAACCGUCGUAUUUUUCCUUGGUGGCUGCACGUAUACUGAGAUCGCCGCGCUGCGGUGGGUUGGUCGGCAAAAUCAAGGGCGUAAGUUUUUAAUUGCUACAACUGGCAUCGUGAGUGCAUCCAGCAUCAUUGACGGGAUCGCUGGAAUACGGAAGACGGGAGGAUCAUCAUCUAAGAAUGCUGGCAUUUAGGCAUGUGCUACUAUGUUCUCGAAGACCUAGCAUGAGACUAUUAAGUAAGAUAGGUGAGGAAACGUACUGCUUCUUCUUCCACCAAGCACAUGGUCGAGCCUGUAGCUUGAGCACAUUCAAUAAAAGAAAGAUAGCGCCGCCCGUUACUGUCUGUACCACGAAAUAACGUGCCAUGCCUUACGCGACGCGUCUGUUUGGAUGAUCGGCCUUCUGAUACCUGGGUACUUGAACUCCAGACACCUUCGGAUCGCAGGUAGACCUGGAAUUAACCUGUCCUUUAAGCAACAGUGCAUCCUUUUUUGGAGAGUUGAUCUUUGUUGCGCACCUGUUCGUGAAAUCAUGUUUUGCAGA